Molecule: messenger RNA, 3032 nt
Organism: Calliphora vicina (urban bluebottle blowfly)
Lineage: Eukaryota; Metazoa; Arthropoda; Insecta; Diptera; Calliphoridae
Gene: Dp
Product: transcription factor Dp
Exons: 11
Coding region: 466-1935 (489 amino acids)
Biological process (GO): regulation of transcription by RNA polymerase II; regulation of cell cycle
Cellular component (GO): nucleus; transcription regulator complex
Molecular function (GO): DNA-binding transcription factor activity, RNA polymerase II-specific; RNA polymerase II transcription regulatory region sequence-specific DNA binding
Source: RefSeq, a predicted model, not a curated record
AUGGUCUUAAACCUCACCGAUUUUCCUAAAAAUUACACCAUCUGAAAAUUUCAAUUUUUCCGAAUUUUUUACUGCAAAAAUAAUAAAAAUCGGUUAAGUUUAACGGGUAGUAAAACGCCUUUGAAAAUUCGUAUUUUUUCGGUGUGUGUGGUGUAGAAAAGAAAAAAAAAGUUGUAAACGCUGGAAUUGGAAAUUCCUUUUCUCGCCAUUUUGCUUAUAGAAAAAAGUGAAUUUUUCUUAUAAAAAACCUUACAAAUUUUGAGUGAAAAUUAUAUGUAAGAAUUGUGUGGAUAUACGACUGAAAUUCAAACAUAUUAUGCCGUAAUGAUAUAAAAGAAUAAAACUAAAAUAAAAAAGCAAUUUAAUAAUUUUGGUGCAUGAAAUUUAUACCACGAAAAAACAAUAUCAUCCCGGUUUUAAAGAAGUUUUUUUUGUACAAUUUGCUUAACAACAAAUCGCAGAAAAAUGGCGCAUUCAUCGACUGCUACUGCAGCUUCUGCCACUACGACAGGUGAAAUAAAUUAUUUCUUUCAGGAUGAAAAUGGAAAAAUACACAAAGUUCUGAAACAAGUUGAAAUAAAACAAGAACCACUUGGUGGUUCCUCCACAGUUUAUGCUACAUCAGUUGGCGGCAAUAUGGGCACAUUUACACAAAUGAACACAAAUCAACCUCAAUUCGUACGAAUACAAAAUAGUUAUAAUAUCCAACCAACAGAAAAUAAUACCACAUAUACUGUUAUCACACCACAAAGUAGUAGUGGCAGCAGCAAUAGUAAUAUGCAACAAAGGCAACAACAACAACAGCAGCAGCAACAUACCAACAACACAAAUAUCACAACAAUAAAAUAUGAACCAGUUGAAGAAUUUACAACACAUACGACUGUUGUAAAGGAAGAGGAACGUUACAAAUACAAACCACAAAUUCUAACGAACACAGCGAAAACCACAGCUUCAAAAUCAAAAAUCCAACAUAGUACCAGCCAUCAAAAUGUCUCAGCCGCUUCGGUAGCAGCAGUACAAAGAAAACGUAAACCCGAGAAAGCCGGCAAAGGUUUGCGUCAUUUUUCAUUGAAAGUGUGUGAAAAGGUUAAGGUCAAAGGUACCACCACCUACAAUGAAGUGGCCGAUGAAUUGGUGGCCGAAGAAAUACAAAAUAAUUCCUUUGACAAGAACUGUGAUCAAAAGAAUAUAAGAAGACGUGUGUACGAUGCUUUAAACGUAUUAAUGGCCUUGCAAAUUAUAUCCAAAGAUAAAAAAGAAAUACGCUGGAUUGGUUUACCCUCAAAUGCAGUGGAGGAAUUUUCGCAACUGGAAAAGGAUAACCAAGAGCGCCGACUGCGUAUCAAACAAAAAAAUCAACAGCUUAGAGAGUUGUUGCUGCAACAAGUUUCCUUUAAAAGUCUAAUAGAACGCAAUAAGGAGGCCGAACGGCAGGGCAUUAUACCAACACCAAAUUCAUCCAUACAAUUACCUUUUAUAAUUGUUAAUACACACAAGUCAACAAAAAUUAAUUGUAGUGUAACCAAUGAUAAGUCCGAGUAUAUUUUUAAAUUUGAUGAUAAAUUCGAAAUGCAUGAUGAUGCCGAAGUGCUUAAACGUAUGGGUUUAUUAUUUGGUUUGGACAAGGGUCAGUGUUCGCAAGAGGAUGUUGAACGUGCCAAAUCGUUGGUGCCACCAAAUUUUGAAAAAUAUAUAGAAGCGUACGGCAAUGGAAAAGCCAAUGAUAUCAGUUAUGACUCAGACGAAGAAAUGCACUCCUAUGACUAUAUAGAAAUAUCUGAAGAUAAUUCGAAACAUGGUUUUACAACAACAACAACACACAAUGCGUUAGUGAGCAGUGGAGGAGGCGGUGUUGGCGGCGGCGGUGGUGUUAUCAUUAAAACAGCUGAUCUCGAUGAUGAGGAAGAUUUUGUAGAGCACAGUGAUAUUGAUUGAGGUGUAGGUAGAGUUACAGUUCGUAACAAUGCAAAUACAAAUGAAAGAAACAUACAAACAUCUAAAGGAAACAAACAAAACUCUGAAAAGAAAACAAAUUUUAAAAUAAAUAAUAAAAAGAAACAUAUAAAAAAGUUUUAUAUUUCACCAACGACGUCGUCAUCAUCAUCAACAUCAACAUCAUUAGCAACUAUGAAAACGACAGCUGUAACAACAUCGUUGAACACAUCGUCGUCGUCAUCAUCAUCAUCAUUAUCGGCAAUUUCACCAUCCACAGCUACAAAUGAAAUAACUGCAGAAACUAAGGAAUCAGGCGAAAGGAAAGUUAAAUGUAAACCACCACCUACCCAGCAGCAAUCACAGCAAUUAACUGCUGCCUGCGAUGGUAAUUUAUCUGAUACUGAUUCAUUUAGUUUCUCCUUUAUUUCAGCCUUAUUAGGUCUGCAUAAAAAAUAAGAAGUUUUUUAGUUGUUUAUAUAAUAUAAUUUUAAUUAUUAUUAUUAUUUUAUUAAAGAUAGAAAAAAAUGCUAUUUUUUACUAAAGAAAACAAUUUAAUAUAACAAAAAAAAACAAAACAAAAAUCUAUAUUAUAAACAUAUAAAUAUUUUUUAAAUGUCAUUUGUUGUAAGUUAAUUAAUAACUAUUUUCCUCUACUUCUUUAAAACAUGUUUUGGUUCUUUACUGUUCUUUAGUUUUUAAACCUUUCUUUCUCUCUCUCUCUCUCAGUCAAUUUAAUCUCUUAAUAUUUUAGCUAAGAAGAGUUUAAUAUUUUGUUAAAAUAAUUAUAACCGGGACUUUAGGCAAGUUUUUUCAUGUUCUGUUUACUGUGUCCCAAAAGUUUUAUUUAAAUUGGUUUCUAAUAACAAACUUUUCGCUUUUAAUACUUCAAUUUAAUAAAAUUUAAAUUAUUUAUGAUUGGAUAAAAUUUUAAUUUAAUUAAAAAUUAAAAAUAUUUUUUUGUUUUUUUUUUCCUCUUUUUUUUCUUUUUAGAUUUUAUUUUUUAGUUUAAGUUUGUCAUUGUUUUAUAAUGAUAAAUUUUCUAAUUUUGCAAAACAUUUCAAAACUAAUAAAACAUUGUAGUUUUAAUGUAAUGUAAA